Messenger RNA from Candidozyma haemuli, 528 nucleotides. RefSeq names its product Tom20p (gene TOM20). The transcript has a single exon. Gene Ontology annotation, cellular component: mitochondrial outer membrane translocase complex; mitochondrial outer membrane. Gene Ontology annotation, biological process: tRNA import into mitochondrion; protein targeting; protein import into mitochondrial matrix. Bases 1 to 528 code for a protein of 175 amino acids. Gene Ontology annotation, molecular function: transmembrane protein transporter activity. NCBI's taxonomy places the organism in Eukaryota, Fungi, Ascomycota, Pichiomycetes, Serinales, Metschnikowiaceae. The record is from RefSeq and is a predicted model, not a curated record.
AUGAACAAGCCUUUGACGUUCAUCUCCGUGGCCGCUGCUGGACUUGCCGCUUACGCUGUCUACUUUGACUACACCCGCAGAAAUGAUCCUGCCUUCAGAAAAUCUUUGAAAAAGAGAGCCUCCCAAAUGGAGAAGGAGGACGCUAAGGCUAAGGCCCACGCUAAGCACGAGAAGAGAACUUCAAUCAAGAAGGCUCUUUUCGCUGAGGUGAUUGCUAACCCACCUCCAGUGGAUGCUGCCCUGAAGGAGAACUACUUCUUGGAGCAAAUCUCUACUGGUGAGCGUCUUUCGCCAGCUCCAGGCAAGCAGCUCCAAGCUGCCUUGAGUUUCUACAAGGCUUUGGCUGUCUACCCUAACCCUACUGAUGUCCUUAACGUUUACCAGAACUCUGUCCCAGCGGACGUUUUCGAGAUUGUCAAGGAGAUGAUUGCCAUCCAAGACCCAGCCAAGAUCCACGAAAUCAUCAUAGAGGCUACGAAGGAGGCCUCUCAAAGUGCCAAGCAACCAACCCAAGCUGAUUUGGAUUAA